Zea mays is the source of this 1380-nucleotide messenger RNA. RefSeq lists its product as uncharacterized. The record is from RefSeq and is a predicted model, not a curated record. The transcript is spliced from 3 exons. The coding region runs from base 78 to 971 and encodes 297 amino acids. NCBI's taxonomy places the organism in Eukaryota, Viridiplantae, Streptophyta, Magnoliopsida, Poales, Poaceae.
GCAGAAGGAAGAGAUUAGGAGACAGUCGGCCGCCCUCCCGAUCGGGGAAGAAGACGCGAUCGAUCACCCCGGCCCCCAUGGAAGUGUUCAACGGGGUGCGGUUCGUGCGCCUGCGGUGCUGCGCGCGGCGCGGCAAGUACCUGGCUGCCGGCUCCGACGGCUCCAGCGUGUGCCUGACGGGGCAGCGCGGCGUGCACAACGCGGUGUGGGCGGUGCACCACGCGGCGGGGCCCGACGGCGGGCCCUGCGUGCUCCUCCGCGGCGCCUACGGCCGGUACCUCCUGGCCACCAGCGCGCAGGCCGGCACGGGGCCCUCGCACGGCGUGGUCACGGCGCAGGACGGGCUCGGCGGCGCCACGCCGCUGCCCGGGAUGCUGUGGCAGGCCAUCCCCAGGCGGUCCACCUUCGUCAUCCGCAGCGGCACGGGGCGGUACCUCCGCGCCAACGGCCGGUACCUGCGGUGGCGCAGGGCCGUCACCUCCGCCGGCGACAACGGCAGCACCAUGAUGCAGUGGGACAUCGAGAACGUGCCCAUCAGCAUGACCCGCCCAUGCAUUCUUGAUCCCACCUACCAGCUGACGCAUGCGCGGCGGCGUCCGCUGACGGAGAGCGAGGUGGCUCGGCAGAUCCGGUACGUCCGCGGCGAGACGGACGGGAGCGUGAACGAGGGAGCCUGGAGGACGAUGCAGCUCAACACCCACAACCUGAUGCAGCUGCGGCUCACGCUGGCGUGCCGCCUCGGCGCCAGCAUGGACGUCACCCGCACCACCCUCUGCGUCCGCGCCGGCCGCUACGCCCACCUCAGCCCGCUGCUCGUCGACCUGCCCAUCGGCAACGACCCCAUCGACAUUGUCAUCCUCAACCACGGCACAGAAGCGGACAACGAUCUGCGGUACCCAGAUCUGCAUGCUCCAAGAGUGUUAGAUAGCAGCAAGGUCUCUAACAAAAAUGAACAGCGGACAACGAUCUGAACACACAUCUUACAGAGGUGACGACAUCGUCCUGGGACUCUUUUUGUCAGUUCUCUUGGAGUGCUUGAAUAAGAGCAGAAGAAUAGUAGUUCAGUUCUCUCACAUAACUAACUCCCAAUAGAUGUAUGUUCUGACCUCAGUUCUACUCAUUCUGUCCUGAAACUAGGACGGUGUUAGUUUUGCUGACAAACGAUCUGGACUUCUUACUGAAACUAGUCACUGAACAUGUUCAUAUAACAGGAAUUAAAACUGUAUUUAUAACCUUGGCGAAAACAGCGAGACAGCAACUGCCAACUAAUGGUUUUCAGUACUACUUCCGUUAAACAGCUCUAUUCUAGAGUUCUCAGUAAACUCAGUAUUUUUUUCCUAUGUAUACACUGCUGAUACAAUUUAUAACCUGGUUCCUUAA